Messenger RNA from Monodelphis domestica (gray short-tailed opossum), 2354 nucleotides. RefSeq names its product complement C8 beta chain (gene C8B). Lineage: Eukaryota; Metazoa; Chordata; Mammalia; Didelphimorphia; Didelphidae. Gene Ontology annotation, cellular component: membrane attack complex. Gene Ontology annotation, molecular function: protein binding. Gene Ontology annotation, biological process: complement activation. The record is from RefSeq and is a predicted model, not a curated record.
AUGACUUUGAGAGGAGUUUAACAGAUUGUUUGUUCUGUGUCUGUGCCUGUGUCUGUUUUUCUCCUUUUCUUUCCCUAGAGAUGGGCUUAAAGGUGAAUUUAAACUGAAUCCUGCUCUCUAUGUCUCUCGAAAGAUGCACAAACUUUUCUUUUUCUCCAGAUUUCUCACUUUUUCUGGGAAUUGAGUGACCAAGAGAAUCUCUUCAUCUCUGUCUAACCAGAACCUUCAAAUACAUCCCAGCAGGACCAGCCCAAAAGGACAGAGAAAGAACCUUCUUCUUCAUUCAUUCCUAGAGGGUCUUCUCAGGAGAGAGCCUAGAAGACAUUUCUUCUAGAGAAGAUGGAGAGAUGGCAUCAGUGGCCCCUGAAGCUACUUCUUCUCUGUACUGUGUUGGCUUGUCUCCACUUGUACAACUCCAAAUGUGAAAGGAAACUUUUUGAAGACUUGAUAAUCAAGAGGAACUUUACCAAUGGCAGACGGGUCCACAACCAACUAGGCACACCCAAACCCAUAGACUGCCUUGUCUCCAGCUGGUCACAAUGGAGUCUGUGUGAUCCCUGUGAGAAAAAGCGAUACCGAUUUGUGAAAGUUCUAAGGCCUUCUCAGUUCAAUGGGAAAGCCUGUGGCCUAAUUGAUGACUCUGAGCCCUGCUCCAACAUGACGUCCUGUAUCAUCCCUGAAGUGCCUUGCCAAGGCUUCAAUUGCAACCUAACAGGGAGAUGCAUCCCUCUCAGCCAGGUUUGCAAUGGAGAUAAUGACUGUGGAGAUGGAGCUGAUGAAAAUGACUGUAAGGAGGUGACAAAGCUAUGUCAGGGAAGCAAGAACCAAUAUUGGGGAACUGGCAGCCUGGCCAGCGGGAUAAAUAUCUUUACCAAUGCUUUGGAAGGUGUUGUUUUUGAUAACAAUUAUUAUGGUGGUAAUUGCAAUGCUUUUGUUAUUGAUCAAGACAAGUAUAGACUCCCCUCCAAUUUGGAAAGGUACAGUAUUGAGGUAAGAGGAUAUUAUGAAUUUGUCUAUAAGGAGUAUGAAUCUUACGCAGCUUUUGAAAGAAGUGUGAUAAGAGAAGGCAUGAAAGAUAAGAAGAUGGGGCCUGAUCUCCACAUCCUAAAUUGGAUUGACAUUGGCUACAAUUUUGAGAGUCAAAGUCUCCGGAGAUUCUUGAGCAAAAUAAGGAGGGCCACACAAUCGAAAAGCAAAAUUCUGCACGUGCAAUGCACCAUCGAUAUUGGACGUUACAAAAUGAAAUCCAAGUUGCUGAUGUUCGAUUAUGAAUUUCUGAUGCGCGUGGGCAGGCUGCCCAGUGACUACAGCUAUGGAGAAUACAGAGACUUCAUCCGAGCCUAUGGGACACACAUCAUUUCAGAUGCAAUCAUUGGAGGUGUAUAUGAGUAUGCCCUCAUUUUGAACCCAGACGGUAUGGACAGUGAAGGUUAUACCUUUGAUGAUAUCAAGUCCUGUACUCAGGAAGCAUAUCACUCUAGUGACAUCACCAAUAGAGACUUUGUUGGCAUGAGAAUGGACCAAAGAUGCCAUGUCCUCUUGGAUCAAAUAGCAAAUUUAGGCAAAACUGAAGAAGACGUCCCUAUUGUGGAAGAUCUGGCUGUCUUCUUACGUGGUGGAACAAUACCAUCUAUCACAUCUCUGGCAUAUAAAAGACUUCCAAAUAAAGAGCUGAUGGAAAAAUGGGGAGAUGCUGCAAAAUUAUUCCCAGAAGUCCUAAAGAUAAAGGUAAUUCCUAUGCAUGAAAUGUGGACAGGUCAGAAUUUUAUAAACCGGUUGCACCUGAAAAACAACAUGAGGAGUGCUGUCAAAGAGUACUAUGAAGAAACUCACGUCUGUCACUGUGCUCCAUGCCUCGGAAAUGGAUUUCCUAUCAUUAGAGAUUCUUACUGUGAAUGUCUCUGUGGCAUGGGAACCUGUGGAAUAAGCUGUGAGCUGGGCACUUCUGAGGGUGAUGCUACAGGGAGCUGGAGCUGCUGGACCAGUUGGACAGAGUGCAUAGAAGCCAAGCAAAAGAGAGAGAGGCUGUGUAAUAGCCCAAUUCCAGGGAGCAUCAAGACAUGCCCAGGGCGCCAGAAAGAAGAGACUAGCUGCUAGCAAAGCACAUGCUCCUGCCCAGCCCCAGGAACCCCCUCAUACUCCUGCUCUAUAGCUCUUGCCCUUCACUUUUCUGAUGGAGGCAGCCAAGAUGUGAAGGCCUCCCUGCUUACCCUGCUCUACCUGCAAACAAGCAGAUUGGACUUGCCCAAGAGACUAGCAUGAGUAGAUUUUUUGUUUUGGGUUUGCUUUGUUCUGUUUUUAGAAGGGAAGAGACCUUUAUUCAUUAAAAAUAAACUCACUAGUCUGUAUUGCAA